CAAAUAUUUCCUACCCACUUCGUUCCUGUCCCUGGAGCCACGUGUUCGUGGCUCAAACGAGCUUCCUGCUGCCUAGCGUAUUUCGCAAAGUUGGCUCUCCUCAGCCAUCCCGUACGUAUAUAACGCGGCGUUCCAAGAAAUACCGUGAGUUACACAUUUUGCCCGAUCUGAGCUUUCUACCAGGCCAGCACCUUUCCCCUGAUUCUCUAAAACUCGUCUGCCUUUGGGAGCACAGUAUCCUACUUGGAGACCACAGUUUCCAGAGCAACCUUGAGAUAACUUCCCACCCGAAAUACUACUUCCUUGCCAAUCAACCACACAGCAGACACAAACUGCCACCACCAUCACCACUUCUUCCAACUACCUCCCAGCCAGGACCAAACUAAGAUCAUGGCCGCCCCCACCCCCGAACUCAUCCUCUACGACCUCGCCAGCACGCAAGGCGUCUGCUUUUCCCCUGCCGUCUGGCGCAUCCGCCUUCUCCUAAACUACAAGUCCAUCCCGUACACGACGACCUUCCUGGAAUUCCCAGACAUCGCGCCCACCCUCUCCGCACUCAACAUCCCCCCACACGACGCCACAACAUCCAAGCAUCCCUACACCGUCCCCGCAAUCCACCACCUCCCCACCAACACCUUCGUCAUGGAUUCCCUGGCCAUCGCAGCGUUCAUCGAAAAGACGUACCCGGUGCCAGAAGUGGUGCUGACGUCGGACCUGGGCGCGCAGAUCGAAGAGAAGGCGCGCAAAGUGGUGGGCCCUGCGUUCUACGUCUCGCUCGUGCCGCGCGAAAUACGCAUCCUGUCGCCCCGCAGCCAGGAGUACUUCCGCCGCACGCGCGAGGCCGCCCUGGGUCACCCGCUCGAGGACUUACUCGCUAGGGAAGACGCGGCUUGGGAAGCUAUUGGAGACGAGGCGCGGGCGGCGGGGGCGCUGAUGCGCACGCAUAAGGAGAGCGGUCCGUUUGUGCUGGGAGAGAAGCCGUGUUUUACGGACUUCUUCAUUGCGGGGGCGCUACAGAACGCGAGGGUUGUGGACGUCGGGGUGUGGGAGAGGUGUAUGCGCGUGGAGGGGUUCAGGGAGGUGUAUGAGGCUUGUGAGGAGUGGAUGGGAAAGAAAGAUUGAAGGGCUGGGGAAUGGGUUGGAAAGGAGAAGCGGUAAGAUGUAUAUCAAUCUAGACCCUACGUGGGACUGCAUUGCAGUGCGAGUGGAGCAGCACAAUCAGAAGUGAAGGGUAGUGAAAUAUCCACACAAAACCAAAUCUACGCUGCCUCCUCGAGGUUCAACAAUCUCCCCUCGU
This is a messenger RNA of Paraphaeosphaeria sporulosa, 1297 nucleotides long. RefSeq lists its product as uncharacterized. The record is from RefSeq and is a predicted model, not a curated record. Lineage: Eukaryota; Fungi; Ascomycota; Dothideomycetes; Pleosporales; Didymosphaeriaceae. The transcript has a single exon. The coding region runs from base 391 to 1122 and encodes 243 amino acids.